AUGACUCAAAUAGAAAAUAAACCACCUGUUCUACCUAGAUUGCCUGUCCCACCUUUAGAGGAUACUUUGAAUCGUUAUAUUGAUCGUAUCGAACCUUUACAAGAUUCAAAGCAAAAUAAAAGAACUCGUCAUGUGGUCUUUUCUCCAGAUAAUUUGGAAAAAUUAAAGAUAUUACAUGAAAAACUGGUACAAUAUGAUAAUGAAUUAGCUCAAGAAAACCCAUAUUCAUCAUAUAUUGAACAAUUUUGGUAUGAUGCAUAUCUUUUAUACGAUGCUUCUGUAGUUUUAAAUGUUAAUCCAUUUUUCCAAUUGCAAGACGAUCCAACAUUAAAGGAUUCCUUUUCGCAUUCUAGGUCCCAAAAUGGCCCCUACGGGAUUCAUACUAUUCAAAUUAAAAGAGCCUCUAAAUUAGUUACUUCGAUGUUGAAGUUUAUACAACAAUUACGUCAAGGUGCUUUAAAAUCUGAUCUGGCUCGUGGUGGUGCACCACUAUCUAUGGAUCAAUACAACAAGUUGUUUGGCUCUGCAAGAAUCCCACCCGGUCCUGGCGAAAAUUCGUGUCAUUUGCAAACGGAUAGUUCAUCUCAUCAUGUUAUUGUGAUGUAUAAGCAGCAAUUCUACUGGUUUGAUGUACUUGAUAUAAAUAACCGACCAUUAUUUAAGACCCCUGAUGAAUUGGAAUGGAAUCUUUAUUCCAUUAUCAUGGAUGGUAAUGCUUCUUCCAACAACGAUACAGAAAAUAGAUUACCGUUUGGUGUCUUUACCACUGAGAGCAGACGUAUUUGGUCCAAUGUUAGAGACUAUAUUUAUCAAUCAAAGGAUAAGACGAAUUGGAAGAAUUUGAAACUGAUUGAUUCUGCAUUAUUUGUCAUCUGUUUGGAUGACGUCGCAUUCGAUGACACACCAGAAGGACAAACUGACUUAACUACUUCGCUGCUUUGUGGUACCUCAAAAGUUAAUUUAGAUUUCAAAUCCGCUGCUACACCGCUAAAUAUUCAAAGUGGUACCUGUUUGAAUAGAUGGUAUGAUAAAUUACAACUUAUUGUUACUUUGAAUGGUAAAGCUGGUUUUAAUUUCGAACACACUGGGGUAGAUGGCCAUACUGUAUUAAGACUAGCCACAGAUAUUUAUACAGAUUCUAUCCUAGGUUUCGCUCGUGGAGUUACAAAAAACGUAUUGGAUAUUUUUAACAGAAACAAUAAUGAACAAGCGUUGUCUUUGGUUAAUUCUGAUAAUAAUAAGCAAAGUACAAGCACUGAGAAGCUAGAAAAACAUAAUGUUAUUACGAUUCCAAGAAAGUUAGAAUGGCAAGUAGACCCCUUUUUAUUAUCAUCUCUACACUUUGCAGAAACUAAAAUCUCAGACCUAAUAUCACAAUAUGAAUUAGUCACAUUGGAUUUCACACAUUAUGGUGCAUCACAUAUUAAAAGACAAUUUAAGUGUUCUCCAGAUGCAUUCACUCAACAAAUUUUUCAAAUUGCCUACUAUGCAUUAUAUGGUAAAUUCGAGACCGUUUACGAACCUGCUAUGACUAAACUUUUCCAAAACGGUAGAACUGAAGCCAUAAGAUCAGUCACUUUAGCAUCCAAAAGAUUUGUUAAAUCUAUCUUUGAUCGUAAUGCUACAGAUGAUGAGAGAAAAAUAUACUUACAAGAAUCAUGUAAAGAGCACUCUCGUAUCACUAAAGAAUGCGCAGUGGGUCUCGGUCAGGACCGCCAUUUAUAUGCACUAUACUCUAUUUGGAAUGAAAUGUUUAAAGAUACUAUGCCAUUGCCAGGUAUCUUUCAGGAUAAAGCCUGGUCCAUCUUAAACACUUCAAUUAUAAGUACGUCUAACUGUGGUAAUCCAUGCUUAAAGAGUUUUGGUUUUGGCCCAGUAACUCCAAAUGGGUUUGGAAUUGGUUAUAUUAUUCGUGAUGAUUCGAUUACAUUAGUUGUGACAUCAAAACAUAGGCAAACUAAGAGAUUUGUGUCAUUGCUUGAAAAAUCAUUUUUAGAGAUCGAUCAUAUAUUUAACAGACAAAAUGAUACUGCAGGUACAACAGCAACCAGUCAAGGAAAGGAUAUUUUAAUGAGGAUUCAUAGGGGUAAUGUAGCAGGCACUCUGGAAGGAACUAACAAAUCAAAGGAUUUGACGUAUCUAUUGUCGGGUUAUGAUUACUUUGAUGUUUCUGUUACUGGAUAA
Molecule: messenger RNA, 2184 nt
Organism: Arxiozyma heterogenica
Lineage: Eukaryota; Fungi; Ascomycota; Saccharomycetes; Saccharomycetales; Saccharomycetaceae
Gene: YAT1
Product: carnitine O-acetyltransferase YAT1
Exons: 1
Coding region: 1-2184 (727 amino acids)
Biological process (GO): carnitine metabolic process
Cellular component (GO): mitochondrion
Molecular function (GO): carnitine O-acetyltransferase activity
Source: RefSeq, a predicted model, not a curated record